Messenger RNA from Clonostachys solani, 1872 nucleotides. The record is from the annotation of a GenBank genome assembly. NCBI's taxonomy places the organism in Eukaryota, Fungi, Ascomycota, Sordariomycetes, Hypocreales, Bionectriaceae.
AUGAGUCCUAAAGAAGCAGCGAACGGCACUAAGCGGUUGUUCCAGUCAGACAACCCGGACCGAGUACGGCAUAUCAGAGACAACGGUGAAUCUCUCUUUCAUGAACAUAAUCCCACUCGUCGUCGUCACAUUGUAGAGCCCAAAGGCACUACUACGGCGAAAAAGAUUCGACGCGAGCUCGACGAUGCUCAAGUCUGGUACCAGUUUGAUCAUGCAAGGCAGUUCAUUCCAAGAAGCGAAUAUGAGAAGAUUAUGACCCCUGAGCGGGUCCUUGAGAUCAUAUACAAUUUGCCAUGUUUCAAAGGUCGAACUCCUCAGCAGAUGCAGGUUCUAGCCCAGAAUAUCUACUUCGGAUCAGACGGUCAACGCCCGGCUCUUAAAAUCUUCGGCGCCCUCAUCAUGAGCAAGAUGGAAGCCGAAAUGAGCCAGCAUCUCGUCAGCGGACUAAAUGACGGUUGCUUGCCUUUGAAAGCUAAGCCUGGUGACCGCGCGUUUCAACUCCACUGUGAAUGCUCAAACAACAGCCACACAGCAAUCAUGAAUAGCACCGACAACUUGUCCAGUGACCGAAAAAACUUUCUACAAUGGGCCCGUUGUCUCACAGCACCGUAUAUUGCCUACCAUCCGGAUCGACAUUCACAUUAUGUGCUAGAUCCUGGAAAUUGUAUCCCAAUUAAGUUCCCGGAUCCUACGCUUGAACAGGAGACCUCUCGCGCUGAGAACAACUCUGAUGGCCAGGCCGGCAAGCCUGCAAAUGGGGGCGAUGGAGGCUUCAGCGAAGUGCACAAAGUACAGCUUCAUGAUUGCCACUGUCGAUUGCCCGACACUGGGUUGAGAAAUUCUGAGGGCUACUAUGCCCUAAAAAAACUUAUAUCUCACAAACGCCUCGAUUUUGAUCUGGAACUGUCUUCGCUGCUCUUCUCUGCCGACCAAAAUGUCGAAAAGCAAAAUGCCGAAAAGCAAAAUGUCGAAAAGAGAUACAUGAUACAAGUUCUGGCGACAUUUGAAGAGCUUAACAGUGACGAACCGACUUUCUACUUCUUGUUUGAUUGGGCCGAGGGACCUCUGGACUAUUUCUGGCAGCUGAAAAAAUCCCUGGUAGGAAAAAUGCAGCAUUGCCUGUCAAUGUCUGAGCAGUUUCUAGGGCUAGGACAGGCACUGGAGGCUAUUCAUAACGACCGCGUAAAUUUCCCCUUGCCUGACGAUAUACAAGACUUGAAGAAUUUACCAGACUUUAAGAAUAUAUAUGGCAGACACGGGGACAUUAAACCAAGCAACAUACUAUACUUCGAAUUGUCUACGGGAGAAUCGAGACUUGUCUUGGCCGACUUCGGGCUCGGGAGGCUGCACACGAGGCUUUCUAGAUCGAAUCAGGACCCGAAACUUUUGGGUCGAACUGAAACGUACCGCUCGCCGGAAUUUGAUCUCCCAGAUGGCCGCGUGGGUCCAAGGGCCGACGUCUAUAGUCUUGGCUGUGUUUUUCUCGAGCACAUCACUUGGUUUCUUCUCGGUGCUGACUUUCCCGAUAAGUUUUCCGACGACAGAACAAUGAAGGAUAUUUACGGCUUCGAUGCAGAUACCUUCUUCAUGCUCACCGGGCCACCUGAUCUGAAAGUGGCUGAGAUCAAGCCUGCCGUGAAACAGUGCAUCGCGAUGCUAAAGGAUAACGAAGCUUGCAGCUGGUAUCUAUUUCAGAUGCUAGAGCUGAUCGAGUCUGAGAUGUUGAUAUGUGACAAAAAGAGAAGAAUCAGGGCCACGCCUCUCGUGAAAAGGCUCAGGUAUCUUCAAGAAGGGUGCCGGCAUUCGGAGACAUUUUACACGAAAAGGUGGAAGGACUGUAAGUGCCCUGACCUCCCUGAAUCAGGCCGAUAA